AUGGGCAAAGCGUACAACGAGGAGCAGCGUCAGGCUGUGAAGUUGGGAUUGGAAGCGGGCAAGGAUGAGGAGACAAUUGAGCGCGAGACGGGAGUCUCAGACAGGACAAUACGUCGGUGGAAGAUGGAAUUGGRGCGUACCGGUCGCAUUGGCAAGCCCCCCGAGGCUCGGACUGGCAGGCAUAGGGUCUUGAGCGCAGAAAUCGAAGCGGCAUUGUUCGAGCACACCAAGGAUAAACCCGAGCUCACCGUGGAUGACAUGCUCUGGUGGCUAUACGACACGUACAAGAUUGUCGUUGGCACGCGAACCAUUCGCCGCGUCUUCGAGCGCAAAGGCGACAAUGUUAGAGGUCGAGGGAAGGCGAAGGCCAAGGGCAAAGGCGCACGACGCAAGACCACUGCACAGGAGGACGACGAUGAUGAUGAGGACGAUGAAGACGAUGAUGAAAGCUCACCUAUGCGGACUGAGGCCCAGUAUCAAUCACCAUAUGCCCCCAUGGUCGUUCAGCAAGCGAGUGCCGCAGAGCAACAGCUUGCCAAUGCAUUACAACAACCACAACAGAUGCCGAACGCCCAGCUAUUACCGCCGCCGCAGCACUUUGCGACUCCCAUGAACAUGCAAGAUGAGCUUCCCGAUGACGAAGAAACGAUCCAGUUGCAGCUUCAACAGAUUGCGCUACAGAAGCGCGAGGUGGAAUUGAAGUUGAAGAUGCGACAGCUGCAAAGCGGCAAAGGCAUGCCAACCUCAGCCCGCAAGACUCCAGGCCGCACCUCGACCCUCUACGAUCCCUCGGCCACACCGACAACGGCACCUAAACGAGACUCGCGAAGUAAAAAGAAGAUUGAAGAAUCGAAGAGGCGGACAGCCGAGAGGCAGGAGCGAAUGCUCGCAGAUCUGGAGCGUCGCAGUCGGCGUCGUGAUCACCUCACAGCAGAGUGGGUGCAGAGCAAGGACAUAUGGCCACUACGAGCUCAAAGCACACUGGCAGACCUGAUGCAUCAGUACUCUUGCUACGCCUACAGCCAGCCCAUGUCCGACACCUUUGAUCAAAUGUACCGCGAACUGUACCGACUUGUCGAUCUAGCGAAAGGCGACUGGGAUCCACAUGUUCACGAUGAGUUGCUCCGUGAGCGCAUGAAGCGUAAAAUGAGUCAGCUUCGCGCGAAGAUGCAGAAAUCGGGAGAAAUCGUCGGUCGUACGGAUGGCUAUAGUGGCUUCACCAAGGCGGAGAACUAUACCGGGGAGCAGGCUGGCCAGGCGCUUGGCGACGAGAACGACAUGGUGAACGAUAUGCAGUCCCACCCGGAUAUGCAAUCGCAACCCGGUGCCGCUCAUAUGCAAGAUGAUCACAUUCACUACGAGCCGGUGCCAGAUCAUCAACAGAUGGGUGAUCAUCAGCAGAUGGGUGAUCAUCAACAGAUGGGAGAUCACCAGCAGAUGGRCGACCAUCAACAAAUGGGAGUCGAUAAACAGAUGCCCGAUUACCAGCAGAUGCAGGCUUCCAAUAUGCCGUACGCCCACGCUAUGAUGGGCAGUCAGGAUCAAUACCCCAUGAUCGACCCUAACCAUCCUGGGAUGCUGCCAUAUGGAAGUAUGGACGGUCAGUCCGGGGUGAUGAUGUAG
Ramularia collo-cygni is the source of this 1623-nucleotide messenger RNA. RefSeq lists its product as uncharacterized. Bases 1 to 1623 code for a protein of 540 amino acids. The record is from RefSeq and is a predicted model, not a curated record. The transcript is spliced from 3 exons. Lineage: Eukaryota; Fungi; Ascomycota; Dothideomycetes; Mycosphaerellales; Mycosphaerellaceae.